UCGAUUGGAACAUUCCAGACGAUUAAAGAUGGCGUCGACAGGUAGUUGUAGAACGCAGUGCGCGUCGAAGCUCGCCAAAAUGAAGAUUUUUCUCGUCCUUCUAGUCUUCUGUGCAUCAACUUGCCACGGUUUCUCGGUCGAGAGGAUACCCAGGCAAAAGAGGAAAGCGUUAUCCGUUGGAGAUGUGGCUAUUCAGGAGUGGAUAGACAAAAAGUGUACGUUCCCUUCGCCAGAAUUCCAGAAAGUUUUCCUGUUCACAUGUAACAGUGCGUACGAAGCAGACACAGAUAUGCCGCCUAUUACGCCGAUAUGUGAACUUUUCCGCAAACAGAGCCUGUCUCUCUGCAACGAACCCGUCCAACUCCAACUUGGCGCGUCAACGACUGAGGAACUGUGUCACAGUUUCAGCAAACUGAGCGAUGAAAUCUCCAAAGAACGGAAGAAAUAUCUUGGUUUGUUCCUGUUGUCAGACAAUGAGGACACAUGUAAAACAGUCUGUGAUGAGAGUCACCUCGCUGUGUGUGAUGGAGUCUUCCAGCUGCUCCAGAGCAGAGAGAUCCAAGUUGUUGCAGAAGAUGUCCACCAGAGCAGAAAUCUGUUUGCUGACACUGAGGCAGAAGAGACUGAGGACGACAAACUUCCUCAGGAUGGCCCUCAACAGGACGACACAGAUGGCACCCUUCUCAAGGAUGAGACGGCACAAGAUGCUGCAACAGGUGGAAGUCUUAACCAGGAUGAGACAGCGGGUGGAGAUCUCCCGGAGGAUGAAACUGUGAAAGAAACGGAGAAGGAGACAGACAACCCUGACCAGGAGGAGAAUGUUGAUGCAGACAAAGACCCUGACGAUGCCACAGAGAAUAAGGACCUCCCAGCUGACCAGGAGGAAGGUGACAAGGAUACAGAGAUACAUGGUGAUGAUGAUGACACGAAAGGUGAAGAGAUACCUGAUGAUGGAGGCCCUGGUGGGGUUGGAGGGGAGGAGUUGGUAGACAAACGGGGACCUGAUGAGGACAAGCCUGUGGAAGAAACUGAUGUUGGAGGAGAGGCUCCUAUUGGUCAGGACCCAGCUGACAAGCCAAUCGCAGAUGCUGGCAGUCAAGGAGCGGCUCCGAUUGGCCAGGACCCAGCUGAUCAACCAAUAGGAGGGGUUGGUGAUGCUGGCGGCAUUCAGGCAGCGGCUCCCAUUGGUCAGGACCCAGCUGACAAACCAAUCGGAGAUGCUGGCAGUCAGGGAGGGGCUCCCAUUGGUCAAGGAACAGGUGACCAACCAAUCGGAGAUGCUGGGAGUCAAGGAGGGUCUCCCAUUGGUCAAGGAACAGGUGACCAACCAAUCGGAGAUGCUGGCAGUCAAGGAGGGGCUCCCAUUGGUCAAGGAACAGGUGACCAACCAAUUGGAGAUGCCGGUGAUGCUGGAAGUCAGGGAGGAGCUCCCAUUGGUCAAGGAACAGGUGACCAACCAAUCGGAGAUGCUGGGAGUCAAGGAGGGGCUCCCAUUGGUCAAGGAACAGGUGACAAACCAAUUGGAGAUGCUGGUGAUGCUGGAAGUCAGGGAGGAGCUCCCAUUGGUCAAGGAACAGGUGACAAACCAAUCGGAGAUGCCGGUCUUGGAGGAGGGGCUCCCAUUGGUCAGGGAACAGGUGACCAACCAAUCGGAGAUGCCGGUCUUGGAGGAGGGGCUCCCAUUGGGCAGGGAGCAGGUGACCAACCAAUCGGAGAUGCUGUUGAUACCGGUCUUGGAGGAGGGGCUCCCAUUGGUCAAGGAGCAGGUGACCAACCAAUCGGAGAUGCUGUUGAUACCGGUCUUGGAGGAGGGGCUCCCAUUGGUCAAGGAGCAGGUGACCAACCAAUUGGAGAUGCUGUUGAUACCGGUCUUGGAGGAGGGGCUCCCAUUGGUCAAGGAGCAGGUGACCAACCAAUCGGAGGAGCCGUUGAUACUGGUCUUGGAGGAGGGGCUCCCAUUGGUCAAGGAGCAGGAGGAGAACCAAUGGGAGAGACAGACAACACUGGCAACAAAGAAAUAGCUGAAGCUGGAGACAAAUAUCAAGAAGACACUGAUCCAGAAAACCAGCUCGCGCCCCCAAACUUCGAAGACGGACAAGCAGGAGAAGGUGAGGAGGCAGGCAUGGAGAUCGAGGAGGAACUCGAAGAGGAAGAAGAUGAUGAUGAUGCAGAUUAUCCCGAUGAGGAUCGUGGUCUGAAUGAGGAUAGGGGAGAGGGUGAGUACGAUGGUGAUGAUGAUGAUGAUGAUGAAGGCAAUGAGUAUGAUGGAGAUGAUGAUGAUGCCAAUGCUUACGAUGGCGAUGAUGAUGGCAAUGAGUAUGAUGCUGAAGAUGAUGAAAAUGAAGAUGAAGAGUAUCCCAACAAAGUCAACGUUCAGUACCCGGACCUCGAUGAUGAUCUCGAGGAUGAUGGCCCUUUUAUUAAACAUGAUGAUGGUCAUCCCAUUAUUGCAGGUGGCGGGGGUGACUGGCCUGCAGAAGGUGCCCACCCCCCUGGCAAUGAUCCGGCCCAAGUGAAAGAGGACCUCAGAGCUCAGGCUAAUAUCUAUGACUUGGAGGACGAGCCAAAACAAGGCCACUUCAUGGCGUAUUUCGUGACCUUCUGUGUGUUAAUCGUACUCGGAUAUGUCACCUACCACAAUAGACAAAAGAUCAUAGCCAUCAUCAUAGAAGGCCGUGCAGGUUUACGUGACAGGAAAAGUCGGCGACCCAGCGGCGGAGGCUACAGGAAGCUGGACCAGAAUGUGAGUGAAGCUAUGCCAAGCAUAAAGAACGCUGUUUUCUAGGGAACAAAGGUGCCAGUGCAGCCACACAAGCAUUCACUCUGAUAGUUACUGUACAGUCCCUGUAGUGUGACCAGAGAAAAUGUACCUCUCUGAAUCAAUCUGUUGAAGAUGCCACUGAAAAAUACCAAGGAUAUUCUACCCUUUUUUAUAGACACAUUUAGUAUGAUUGUGUGAUGUUCCAAGAGAUUAAAGAGGGUUGUUGUUUCAGUAGACAGAGAUCAAAAUUACAAAAUAGUGCAUGACGUUUGUUUAGAGUUAAAACUUGUGUUCCAACACAAGAGAAACUG
Messenger RNA from Branchiostoma belcheri (Belcher's lancelet), 3072 nucleotides. RefSeq names its product spore wall protein 2-like. The record is from RefSeq and is a predicted model, not a curated record. The coding region runs from base 29 to 2785 and encodes 918 amino acids. The transcript is spliced from 9 exons. NCBI's taxonomy places the organism in Eukaryota, Metazoa, Chordata, Leptocardii, Amphioxiformes, Branchiostomatidae.